Messenger RNA from Thunnus maccoyii (southern bluefin tuna), 1255 nucleotides. Its product is annotated as perforin-1-like. The coding region runs from base 707 to 1189 and encodes 160 amino acids. NCBI's taxonomy places the organism in Eukaryota, Metazoa, Chordata, Actinopteri, Scombriformes, Scombridae. The record is from RefSeq and is a predicted model, not a curated record. The transcript is spliced from 2 exons.
ACAAAAGGAGGUUUUUGUCAAGGUUUUGAGAUAUCUCUGCUGCCUCACAGUGUAAUUCAAUUAUUUACCUUUUUAAAUUCAUACCUUCAUUGUAUUACAAUUUUAUUACAGAUUAUUUUAUUUUGAGGUACAUGUACUACACAACUGAUCAUCAAUAGCUGUGGCUGAAAAAAACUGUGGCCAAAAAUCACCAUCAUUCCUUAGCACUGCUUAAUGUGCACGUCUUGUAUUGACUUAACUGCAAGUGACUUAACCCUCAAUUUCAGCCUAAAUAUCAUACCGCAAAAUGCUUGUUGUAUCUCACCAUAACUGCUUACAUAUCAUAAACUGAAAUGCUGGGGCUACUGAAUAUGUGCUGCGACAGUUCUUUAAAAUCUAUGGAGAAAACUUAUGCAGAUGAAUAGAGCAAUAGACAAAUUACAGACUUCUAUAGCAUAACAGUUAAAGUAAAAAUGUGUAAUUAUAGUAAAGUGUUGAUAUUAUGACACUUUUUAGCUGUCAAUCUCUUCUGCUUAUCAUCUGUAUUUUUGGUGUUACUGAGAAACCUAGCCAUCCUAGCAAAUUAAAUACAUAUCAGAUUCAAUACUAUUAAACUAGGAACUGGCAGUUUCAUCCCCAUACAGGGUGAUGAAAGUUCAAAUGGAAACAGUCAUAAAGCCUGUUUGCAGUUUUUGUUAACCUCAUUGAUAGUUACAUUACAGCUGAAAUGAUACUAAUAUCCUUUUCCUUGUCUUUAUCUGAACUAUUUCAUGUCUCUUUGACUCCAGCCAUGUUCUCCUUUUCAACCCUUCCCCCUCUCUACCUGAGUCUCCUCCUCUUUCUCUCGUACCACUCCUCUGUCCUCUCCUUUCAGACUAGGAAGGGCAUUCAGUGUGUAUCUGCUCCCUUUGUACCAGGCCACAACCUGGUGGGAGAGGGUUUUGAUGUGGUCAGCUUGCGCCGAAAAGGAGCCUACAUGAUUGACGUGAGGACCUACCUCACUCCAAAGGGCACCUGUAAUCUUGUUCCCAACCCUCUUCAAGGCAACCAGCUGCAGAAAUUUGGACUAGAUGUUAGAAGAUGGAAGAAGGAUUUCAGCUUGGACGUGGGGGGAACACGUUCCACUGCAUAUAACUUUGCUACAGCCAGGAGCAGAGAGGACCGCUACACCUUCAGCACACACAGGUCCACAUGUAUCCAUUACAGGUAAUGUAUGAAGACCCUUGCAUCACCACAGAACGUCAGGUAAGUUUGCAUAAACAGAUAAUUUACUUAG